Odontomachus brunneus is the source of this 13496-nucleotide messenger RNA. RefSeq lists its product as uncharacterized. The transcript has 20 exons. NCBI's taxonomy places the organism in Eukaryota, Metazoa, Arthropoda, Insecta, Hymenoptera, Formicidae. Bases 2146 to 13062 code for a protein of 3638 amino acids. Gene Ontology annotation, molecular function: linear polyubiquitin binding; zinc ion binding; ubiquitin protein ligase activity. Gene Ontology annotation, cellular component: LUBAC complex. Gene Ontology annotation, biological process: protein linear polyubiquitination. The record is from RefSeq and is a predicted model, not a curated record.
AAGGUCUGAGGUGAGAGGAACGGCCAUUUUGAGGCACCGCCGAUGGAUCGCGCAGGUGGCGCUACGCCUGGAGAACCGAUGUGCCCUACCUGCUCGUAACGGUCACUCUCUCGUGCGCGUUCACCUGGCGAGGACCUGGGCCCGUCGAAGGCGCGCACCGCCAAGCUGUGUCCUUCGAUCGAGCUAUUCCUCGAGACGGAAAUGUCUCUUCUUCUGCAAUUAUCAUCUGGGAGUGAAGCUUAGAUUUCGCGUGCAACUACGUGCAAACUAUCUCCUUGGCCUGUAUUAAUAGUCGUUAUUUGAAACUUGUCUCGCGCGCGAGAUACUCAGAUCCGAAUUAAGAGAUGAAUCUUUCACAGCUGAAGCACAUUACACUUGCAAUCGCGAUCCCAUUGAAAAAGUAAGACACAGGAAAAGAACUUGGUUGAAUUAACGUGGGAAGAUAUAAAUUCCGAACCAGAAUUUUGGUUUGAAAUUCCCCGAGUUCUAUUCGAGUUAACAAGAUUCUAAUUAACCAAAACAACAUUUCUGAACUUUCAACUGUUCAAUUUGAAAUAAUUGCAAGUUUUGAUCAACCAAAAAUUUUGCUUUGGUAACUUCAUCCGGAAUUCACAGAAAAAACAGGGGAGUCUCUGCUACGAACGUAACUCAAGGUCUAAUCGCGUGACUAGUAAAACAAUUGUCAUUACGGACGAUUUUUUAUCCACAGACAUACAAAUGCUUAUAGAGUGAGAAAAGUAAAAUGUAGGAAAAAUUCGAAACGAUCGAUGAGAUAAAUUAUGAUAUUCUCGAAAGCCCUUAUUAAUAAAGACCUUAGAUAUCAAUCUAAGUCUGUAUAUAUAUAUAUAUAUAUAUUUUUUUUUUUUUAACAGUUGUCAACUAAAACUUAUAUAAGAUACUCAGAUUUUAAUUCAAAGUUAGAUCUUCAUUUGAAUCGCUUAAUUAUGAUAUUCUCGAAACGAUAUCUCCGUUGUUAAUCCGCUUGACGCGAAUCGCUUAGAAAUUAUGCCAUAAACGCGCAUGUAAUGACUCGGUAUAAUGACACAGCAUGCUGAUCCGACUUUGAUAUAGUUGAUACCUGGAUGCAAGGACGAGUUGCGACACGCGUGCGGUUAAUAGAGUAACAAAGUUCAGAUGCGGAGCGAAUCGCUCGCGGGGCGCGGUCGCGAAGAUCUCCAAAGGUCGCUACUUUGCAUUGGACGUGCGUUAAGUGUAUUUUUGAGUCGCUCGCUUCCUCUCGGACACCAUUUCUAGGCAGAAAGUAUAAGAUUGGCGCGUAAAAGCGUGUGCGCGCCCACUCGCGCGCCCGCGAAUCGCUUCGCGCACGUGGGAAGCGAUUUACAUGCGAUGACGCAAUGGAGGCAACGACAAAUUACAUAUUACUCGAGGCAUUACCGGAGAUUCUUAUGCUCUAUUUCGUCGUGACGUUUCGAUACGCUGAGAUCAUUUCCCCCGUACCUGUCUCGUGGGAGAAGGAUAAUGAGCGCCGGACAUCGUCGGUUAAAUUAUGUGCCCACCUUAAUGCACUUUAUUAAUGAAGCUUCAUUGUAUUUCCUCGUUAGAUAAACGAAGACCGUGUCAUGCGAGGGAACACAUUCAAAGUAAAUAUUUGCGGUAAUAAUCACAUGGUUGGCGACGAAUUCGUCGUGUAAAUUUGCGAGCCAGAUGAGAAGCGACUUUGUGAUCAGUCACCUUUCGUCCUUCUGUUCUCUUCUCGCCCUGAAAUAAUUAAAAGUAAUUAUCACGCGAGCAAUCGCAGAAAUAUCUCUUGAAGUAUCCGAUUGUCGAGGAAAUCGAAUGAAAAAAGGGGACGAAAGGGGAUGGUCCCUGUCCUCGGCCCAAGCGAGCGAGAUGUAGCAGCCCCCGGCCAGCGGGUGCCAAUUCUCUCUCCAACAUCCAAAGCGCACUCGCUCACACACGCGAUAUAUUUACGCGAACGGGGAGACUCCGGCGAAACGAUGGCAGCGGUCCAGCAGUCGCGUUACGGAAAUAGAUUUCGGUGUCGGCGGCGGGCGAUGCAACGGCCGUUCGCGGAGCUAGCAAGCGAGCGCCGCUGAAAAGCAGCCGGAGAGACGACGGCGGCCAGUACCGUGUCGACCAGUUCCCGAGGAAAACCGGAAGAGUCACACCCCGGCGAGGUCCCACAUGAGCAAUCCGGGAGCUGAGAAAUGGCGACCGAUGGCCAUAUCCAAUCCGUCCACCAAGUUGCGGAUGGCGAGGUCGAUGCCUCAUUGGGUGAUGGCGCAACAGCGGGAAAUGGAGCAGCAUCAACGCCGGCCACCGACUCCUCCGAAAGCCCCGCCGCCGUCGCUCUCCGGGGACUGUGGUGACCCCGACUACGAGAUCAUCGAGUUCCCGACCCGACCGCAAGCCCAGAGAUCCUCCACGAUAACGACGACGACGACGCCGACGACGACGACGACGACGACGACGACGACUGCGACAACGACGACGAUGCCACAGUCGUACGUCGGUAAGUGCGCCCUGUGCGGCACCGAGAACGUGUUCGCGCGCUGCGACACGUGCCACGAGAACUACUGCGAGGCCUGCGACGACAUGAAUCACAAGCACCCGAAGCGGAAGCACCACGUCCGACGGAGAAUCCUGACCGACAACGCGAGCAGAUGCAGGCCGCCGUUGCCGCCGAAGGGCGAGAACCUGAUGUGCCCGCCUGUGCCGCCGCCGCGAAGAAAUCGCAAGACCACUCAGGCUAUAUCGGCGCUAGCCAAAGGAUCCGCGCAUCUCCCUUUGCUCGAUAAGGUCGGCAGCUUGAAGCGCAACUUCCCCAACACGAAGCCGUUAUCCACGACGCCGGAUUCGGGCUCGAGAGUGUCAAAGUCCACGAAUAUCUUAAACGCGUCUUCCACCGACGCCACAGGAUCAGGAACGGACAAGAUGUCCACUCUGCAGGAGAGAUACAGAAAGUACCAGGAGGCGAUGAGGGCUCAGGACGCGAACAGACGACGACACCCGUCGUCCGACACCUCGAGAGACACCUUGGGCGGGAGACCGCUUAGCGUAGGCAGCCCGAGACCGGCACCGUCACUUCCACCUCCGCCGCCACCUAGAGCUAUGAUACAAUCAGCCAGCGUCUGCGACCUGUCGGCCGUUCACAUGUGGAACCCUGGAAUGCAUCAGGCCCAAUCGAUGGCGCACUUAGGACCCGGAGGUGUGCCGAUGUGGUAUCCGCCGAUGAACUCCUGGGACAUGUCGAUGAGAGGCUCCACCAUGAGUCUGCAUCAUCCGAGUAUGUGGGGAUACCCCAUGGGCUAUCCGCCGGCGCAGAUGUUACCGCCGCAUUACCCGGGAUCUCUUUCGCGACCGCACAGUCCGGCCAGGAGCGUCAAGUCCAGUCGGAGGUCGAAGGCGGCGUCUCCGUCUCCCAGCCUCAAAUCCAAAAAAUCCUACGUCUCGCGAUCACGAUCGAGAAUCUCGCCGGGAUCGCCGUCAGAUGCGAGCUCAGAGAACUCUGAUGAGUCCGACAUCGAUGACAGGCUCUCGCGAGGGUCCAGAAGUAGACUCGGCAGCAUGUCCAGAAGCAUACGACAGCGAAGCUAUCGCGACGACGACGAAACGAGGAGUUUCUUGUCCAAGAAUCGGCGAGAAAGACUGAUGUCCGAGGAGAGACUGACAAGCACCGAGGACCAAUGGUCGGAGAGUGCGUCCGGCAAACGAUAUCCGACGUCAUCGCGAAAUCACGACGAGUUCAACAAAAGUAACACUAUCACCUCUGGAGGACGAUACAGUUACGACGAUCGGCCGGCUCCCAAAGCGGAUCCUCGACUUGAUCGCGUUCAGAACGCGAAUUAUCGCGACCGUCGAAGACGCAGCACCGACGAGGAGUCAUCCGAUCGGAAGGUCAACGCGUCUGGCCGAGCGCGGAUGACGAGCUCGCCCGAUAAUCGUUUCGAGAGAGUGCAGAACGCCUCAAAAAAGGCCCCAUCUCUUCGGCGAGACGUAACACUGGACGAUUUGGAACGAUCUUCUGCUCGUCGCGACUCCCGCAGAUCGUCCUUUGAUAGCGACGUUCAGACUGGAAAGACACCCUCGCGAGACGUGACUUCCCCGAAGAGGACAUCCGUAGAGCGAGCUCGUCUCUUGGAGACGCAAUCUCCCCAAAGAAGAGGAUCGACUGAUGAUGAUCGAAGGAACGAGAUCGAGUCGCACUUGGCCAAGAGGGAACAACAGAGCCGCGAUGUCUCUCGUGAUCGUGAAGUCUUGGCAAGCAGAGGCUCCUCUCAACGAAGGGACGGUUCAGAAGACCUCGACAGGGUCACCGCCAAGCGAAAUUCCGGCAGAUCCUCAUUCGACUCCGACAAUCAGAACCUCAGGAAGACAACGAGGGAGACGUCGGCGGCGAAGCAGAGGGAAGAGAAUCGAGAUCUACCUAGGACGAUCGGCGAUCCCCGAGUUGCAGAGCGUCGACGUUCAGCCGAGAAGGACCAACAAGUCCGGGACUCGAGCAGAACCGUCGACGCUCAACAGAAGAGGCUAGACGGCGCAGAUGCUAGGCGACGGGAAGUGAAGACAUCUCGAUCUCAGGAAGACGCGAAAGUCACGAAAGCGACAGACGCGGCCGAGAGCGUGUCGAGGAAAAUCGCGGCGAACGAGGCGGCCGCCCCGAUGGAGAUACCGAAGGAGGAAUGGGCUUGCGAGCAUUGCACCUUCAUCAACAAGAUCAACGAUCGUGUCUGCGUGGUAUGCUGCAAGACGAAGAGCAGCGCGCUGCCGCCGAGCAAGCCGGACGACGACCUCGAGGUAGCCGCCGAGCCUGCGGUGCCGCGAGCGCAAACCAAAUGCGCCGAACCGAGCCGCGCCGAUAAUCCCGCUCCCGAUCUCGAGAAGAAGACUAAUCGGCUGAAGAUCUCGAACAGCGAGGAGAGCGGCGACAGCGGAUCCGUCAAGAACAAAGAUGCAAUUAUUCUGGACGAUGGUCCUUCUGUAGAAAACCUCGAAAGCACAAUCGAAGCUGCAGCUUCGCAGACAGAAGACAGCUGGAAGUCCGCAGCCGUGACAUCGCCAGUCGCGGAGAACGUGUCGUUCGAGGCACCAUCCUCGACAUUGGUGUCUUCUUCGAUUGUCAAUGACAUGAAGAUGGAUAUCAAUGGGACGUCACGUCAGGAAAAUAUCCGAGGACAACUUGUCAAGAGUCAUUCUGUAUCUACGGGAACGUCUCCUCCACCGCAGAGUAUCUCGACGCAGACGUACGAGUAUCUUCCGGUGAGGGGAACUCUUGGGAGGUCCGCGUCGGUGACGACGUCCAAGAGUUAUUUGUAUUACGACGACAGCGACGGAGAGGAGCAGAGUCGAUUCGCGAACAGUCCCGAUCUGUAUCCGCGGGCCUUCCAAGAGCCGUAUCUGCAGCAGCAACAGCUGAUAGCCAGCCAGGGCAGGGAACAACGGACAAGGAGAAACUCCAUCGACUCGUCCCAUCUCUAUUACCGUUCCAGGGAACCAAGCCAGCCGAGGUACACGGAGGCGGCUUCCAGUUCCGGUCAACAGGGUAUCUCUACGUUGACACGCCAAGGGUUGGAAGUGGUGGAGUUGCUGCGUGACGCCGAGAGGCAAGGCUUCACCACCGACGACGUUCAAGUGGCGUUGGCGCAGGGCGCGGCGAACCCGCUCGAGUGGUUGAGAACGCAGUGGCCGCAUCUGGUGGAGACGGUGCAGGUGUUGGUGACCGCGCAGGGUAAAGAGCUGAAGGAGAACACCGUCGGCGUCCUCUCGCCGGCCGAGGCGAAAGAGGCACUGCGAUCAGUCAAAGGCGAUGUAUGGAACGCCGUCGCCGCGGCCAUUCGACGCAGGCAGCGGAAGUGCGAUCAAAUCAUGGCAAAAGGAAACUUCAUAUUGGCAGAUGUUGUUAAAGCCUUGGACAAUAAUGCCGGCGUCGAGGACGCGACUCUGCUUGAGUUGCAGAGAAAUCAGCUCAAGCCCUUUUUGAUGAGGAUCUGGGGCCCUCCGGUCGGGGUGGAGAACGAUGAGGCUGCACCGCACGAAGACGCAGCGGGUGCGGUCGGCGGCGGGGCGGGAUUGCCCGUGGAGCAAGUACCGAAUGUAUCCGAUACGGAGGCGAGGAAGCAGGUAAUGUCACCAAUUGUUGAUCAUUUCGUGGCGUUGCAGGCCGACUUUGAAAAGCAUCUGGCGGCCCUCCGAGAACUGACCGAUAACAGGCGACACGAGAAAGACCCCCCGUACGAAUUGGGUAGUAAGUCUGAUAAUCUGUACGACCACUACGAUGACAGUAGCACUGUUCUAAUCAAUACAAAUCUGGUACCAAGGGCCGUACAAGCGCUCGACGUAGCGGAGGCGGGCGAUCUAGUUGCGCGGCAAAGACAGGCGACCGUAGAUACUCGAGAAGACGCGAGGCGCCCGUCGAACGCCACGAGAUCGUCGGCUGACGAUCUGGACCGAGUAGACGGCGCGUCGAUCUCCACGGAGAUCCCCGCGGAAACGACGCACGAUAAUCUCGCGAACGCGAACGCGAACUCGCCGGCUGGCGAGGAGAGCACGGUUGGAUCCUCCGCGAGAAACGACGAGACCGGUCGCGACCGCACGAUCGGGAAAACGUCGCCGAGCGAUGAGGGCGAGGCCGUCGCGCCCGUAACCGAGACCGAUCUCCCCAAGCUCGACAACGGUCAGAUAAAUAAGAACGAUAAGCGGCCGCUCGAGGAUCGCGAGAACGAGAGGCGCGUCGAUACCGCGGCGUUAUCGAUUACUAACGAAACUGCGGAACCCACGGCAAAAAAAGUCACGAGCCAUUCAUCGUUACCGGGAGAAGAGCGGGAAAGAUCGUCAUUGGCGAAUAAUGCCGGGGCUGAAGCGUCCUCCACGUCGGCCGAAACUUCCGCGCGCAACACGACGAAUUCGAAACCAGGUCGAGCCUCUCCUCGCCAGGAGAAGACUUGGAACACCGCCGAAUCACGUAAUAUAGCGGCGAACAACGAGGCGCUCGUUGAAGUUGAGAAGACCGCGGAGUCGAGCGAAGAAAUACUUGGGGUCCCCGCGCAAGGUUCGAGUGCUCCCGAACGAGUCGACGUAUCGCGGACAUCCUCGAGCGUCGACGCGACGAGCUCGAUGGGGAAGCCUCGCGAUGCGUCCGAGGAAGGACUUCUCUUGACGGAUCGCUCUAGUCGACCGCUCGCGACACCCGGACAGAAUGACGAGUCGCGUGCCGCGGUGGAGGUUCUCAUGUCGGCCAUGAAGUCGCUGCCGGAGCAGUUCCUGGCGCCCUUCGUCACGGCGAUGCAGAUGUUAUCGCCGAGGGAAUCGACCAAGGGCGACUUGACGCCCGACGUCGAACUGAUGAAUCAGCUGAACACUCUGCACAGUAUGAGAGCCGUCGCUGAAGAGCCGAAUGCCACACCCGCGAGCGGCAACGCGGACGUCAUCCUGAGAAACCCUACCGACGAGGAAGAGCCGUUUCAUGACGCCGUUUCACCGGCGAGUAAAAUAGAGAGGUCGCAACUGAAGAGGAUCAACGAUAACAAGGGCAACAUAUCGAAAGUCCCAGACUCUCGGCUGCUGAGGCUCCGCGCCAGCGUUCCGGACAUCAAGCAACAACAUCAGGACGUUAGAUCGGUAUGUACAGACUCAGGCAAGUUUGGCGCUUUGCAUGCCGACGUCGCGAGCCCGCUCUCGGACCCGGUGGACUCGCGGUUAACCGACGGAGGCGUCUCCAGCGUAGGCUUGGCCACGAAUGAAAGGGCGCAGGGACUCGCGGUCGAAGCGUCGCGAGCAGACGUCGUCACGAGAGAAGUGCAGUCGCGCGAGGCUUCUCAGGAGACCGUCGACGGGUCCGCGGGAAGUGACGACCGAGAGACACCCGUCGAGAGCGGAGCCGCGUCGAAGGCGAAAUCGGUCGGGGAGACGAGCGAGUCGUUAGAAGCGUCUUCCACGCACGAUCGAGCUGCGAUCAUCCGGGAGCCGCUCGCAGUCGUGAUCGAUGACUCAUUGCCCAACGCGUCAUCAUCGCUAUCGUCAUUGCCAUUGUCAUCGUCAUCAUCAGUAAAGGAAGCGAGGAACUCUUCCGUCGCAUGUAAUAAGCAGCUCGCGGCCGAUAACGCUUCCUCAGUCGUUGAGUCGCCUCUGGCGCCGCGAGACGAAGCUUCACCCGCUGCUGCGGGCGCUCCUAAUGCUGAAGAAUUCACCCCUCAAGCGCAAUCAGUAACCGCGGAAACGAACGUCCCCGGACGCGGUUCCGACGCCGAUCAGCCGCCUGACCCGGGCGUCUCGGGAGCCGCGAAUCGCCCCGUUGAAGUCUCGGAAACUCCGCGCACACAUUCGCACGAUAGACCCGACGCGAGGGCGAUCGUCUCCAAGGAUGCGGUGCACGUUUCGGAAAAAGUGGAGCAGACGAUUUCAGUCACAUAUCGCGCGCCCGCGAACGGCGAUAAGAACGAGAGCAUGUCGGGGGAAAACGUGCCGCUCGGGCGAAAUGCAACCGAUAAUUUAUCCAUUGUUCAGUCGCAAAUCAACGAGAGUGUCCCGCCGGUACCGGCUGACUCGCACGCUCCAGUUGCGGUGAAUUCGAGCAAUUUGCGCGAUCGACAAGAGGCGUUCGCCUCGACGAGCUCCAAUAACGCGCCGGCCGCCGAGGGGCCUGCAAAAGGUGCGGAAGACGACCCAAGUGGAGAAGAAUCGGCCGUCGAUCGACGAACGAUCGCGUUCACGCACGAUUCCUCGGCGCGACAGGAAACGACACCACCUUCUCACCUCGGCAAAUCCGCAGUCAUAGCCCGCAGAGAAACGUCAGAGGCUUCCGCGGAGUACAUGGAGACUUCAGGAAGCAAUCAAGCGGAUUCCGUCGAUCCUCGCGAAAGCCGAUCGAGACCGGCUAUCGACGAAUUCACCUCUUCCACCGCGAACAGCGAGCCCUGCGAUGCGAACAUCCGCGAAUUAACGGAUACUAAUAACAACACGGCGAAUUCUCGAGAGUGCGCCGCGGAUAUUCUCGCUACGAACCCCGACUCCGAGGGUGUUUCGCAUUCCGUGGAGAAACUCGACCCGGGAAACGAGGUCUCCCAACGUGGCCGCGUCCACGGGGAACGAGACGUGCGACCGGCGAAGAAGAGUAUCCUGCAAGCGCUCAAAGAGAAUCUCAAUGUAUUCUUCGCGUCGCAGAGCGAAGGGAGGAACGUCGACGCGACGGUUAACGAGCAGCCCCCGCCGGCGAGCCUUGUCGAGGCGAAUAUCGGCGACGUGACGUCCGGAAUAACCGAUACCUUCGAGAUCAAGAUAUCGGAGGCGGCCGCGAUAACGGUGAACGAUUGCGCGCCGAUCAGUGACGUCGCGAGGGUCGCCGAGCGUCGCCACGGGGGAGGAAGUCUCGAAGACAUUGACGCGAUCGACAUCUCGGCGGAAAUCGCCGACCCGUCGGGAAACGAAGUCUCGGCGGUUGCGGGUAACGAACCGGUCGGCCUGCCGUCAAAAUCGCCGAAUGACGAAUCGACCACGACGACGGAGGCUGCGCGGGUGAGUCAAGGUCGUGGGAGCAUGAUCGCGAGACCCGUCGUAAAAGUGACGCGAUCCAGAUCCCCGGUGAAGAAGGUCGUUCGCAGGAAAUCGCCCGUUAAAGUGGCGAGGAAAUCCAGCGGCAUACCGAAGAAGAAUUCCGCACGGAUCAGCACCAGUCCGAACAGCACGACCGUCGCGAGGGCGAGGGAAACGGCCAGCAAGAUCGCAGGGAAGUCGAGUCUUUCGCAGCCGAACGCGAGGAACGAUCAGCGGCGAGCUGAGGAGUCCUCGAGAUCCGCGAGUAUCCCGAACGAUCAGGUAGGAAACGGUAAAAGCAGGUCGAUCGCGCCGGAUAAACCGAUCAAACGGCCCUUAGCCAACGGCGGCGUGCAGAAAAACACGGCAGAUGUCAAAUCGAACAAUCAGAAGAGAGUCUCCAGCCUUAGCACGCAGAAAACAUCAGUCAACGAGGUUGAUUCGAAACCGCAAGGUAAAUCGCUCCUUACGAAGAAAAACGGUGGCCAGAAAUCGCAGGAACAAACGUCUGAACGUGCCAGAAUCAAAAAGAGCGGAGAUACCAGCAGUGAAAAAAUGAGAAAAUCGAAAAUUGCAAGGACGAAGGCCUCCGGAGAUCAAGAGAUGGCGCAUCGCGAAACGGACGUAGAAACUUCAUACAACAAUGAAACGCCGGUGAACACCACUGCGACAGAUAAAAUCGAAGAUAAUGCAAAAUCCAAAAUAACUCCACCGUCAAAAAUACCCAUUUUAAUGCGCCGGAAGAUUGGUCAAUCGACAGAUCGAGCAGCCUCGCUAAACAGUCCUGAAAAAAGCUUAAAGGUCACGUCGCUGUUGAAGAGCGUCUCGACCAAACUACCGAUAGCUUCGCAGGUCACUUCAAAAUUAACUCUGAAGAUACAGAACAAUAUGCCGAGCUCCUCGGCUACGCGGACGAUCGGAGUCAAGGGUAACUCGGCAGGUAAUGAGAUUAAAUCCAGCAACGCGGAAUCGAUCGGAGAAAGGACGGGAGUCACGCAAGACGAGCAUAUCACGGAGAGGAAUCGGUCAGAAGAAAGUGGCGGGAAUCAGGAAGUCAUCGAGGAGCCGAGAUUUCAGACGUCAGACUCGGAAUCGAAGUUAAAGGAGAAUGAGCGGACGACAACGUCGACGCGCAACGAUCCGUCAACGAAUAUUGGUGAACAAACGGAGCUCGUUGAGGACGCGGUCGAGGAAAGCUCUGACGCCCUCAGCUCCGACUCCCAGUACUCUGAGGAGGACGAAGACACGGGAACGGCGCAGUACAUCUCCGAUCAUAACUCGGAGUGCAGUUCCAUCGAGGAGUUUACGGAUGCUGAAUUGUUAUUGGAAAAAACAUUGAACGAGAUCAGAUCAGAGAUAUCGGAGGAGGAGGAAGAGGAGGAGAAGGAGGUAGAGGAGGACGAAGAGCAAAGGAGCGCGUCCGAGGAGAGCGAGGAUAUCACUUAUUCCUACAAGACAGAGAGCCACGAACCGAGCCGCGAGUCAUCCGUGUCGUCCGCAGGUUUGGCUGAUAAGCGGGAGCGGAUCGACUCGAGCGAGCUGGAAGACUCGGCCGAGGAAGAUCUCUACGAGGAACUGCCAUCCGAGGAAGAAGAGGCGAGCGGGCAACUUCAAGCCCCGAACAAACGACUCGAGGUGAAGGAGGAAGCAGUCCGCGACGUGCUCCUCGACGAAGCGGCCGAUAUCGAGAUCCUCUCCCACGUCUCACUUGAGGCAGAAGGUAAGGUUGAAGUAACGACAGAACGCGAGACGAAUCAACCGAAGUCGCCGACGGAAGCUGUGGCCUCGCUCGUGGAAUCGACUCGAUUGGAAGCCACGAGCGCGGAAAUCGACGAAAAGACACCGCGGGAAGUUCCUGGAGACCUCCAGGGCCCGAAUUCUAAUAUCCUCAUGACAAGUCCGACACCUGCGCAGCUCGAGCGGCCCGAGGAGGACGUUCGCUUGCUGGAAGUCGACUUCAAGGAGAACGAGGCGAGACUCAAAAGCGAGAUCGAGCAAGAGACUCAGAGACGACCACCGGCCGCGAUGCAGAACGGCACGAGGAAGCCGUCGAGAGUCGCGAGCGCGAAGCGCGCCAAGAUAAUAGGCCGAAGGGCGAGCACGGGCAGCAAAGGGCUGAGAAGCGAGAGGGACGACUCGCCAAAGGGUGUAGACCGGCCGGGCGCACCCCGGAAACGAUUCUCCUUCGUAGCCAGCUGUAUCCGUCGUUUCGAGGGCCAAGAGAGUGCCGAGAAGGCACACGACGCGGGCAACACCAAGGUCGCUCGACGGGAGACGCGGCGCGACGACACUCAGGGAUCUCCCAAUACGGAACGGGAGAGAAUAGCGCGUCGCCUGUUGGCGGAGGGUCGAGCGGCGAAUUACGAUGAGGCCGAGGUGGCUGCCAGUCUGCUGGCCCUCAAGUUCGGCGACGUCGAGGCGCUCCAGGCCGCAAAGGAAUGCUCCAGCGUGGAGUCCGCGCUGGCCUUCCUGCAGCAGGAGUGCGAGCUGUGCACCGGCCGUUUCGCGAUGAGUCAGAUGGUGUCCAUGCUGAAGUGCGUGCAUCGAUGCUGCAACGAAUGCGCGAAGAAUUACUUCACCAUCCAGAUCAGCGACAGGAACAUCACGGAUGCCGUCUGUCCGUACUGCAAAGAACCCAAUCUCAAGGACGCGAGCGAGGACGAGGUGCUUGAAUAUUUCAGCAAUUUGGACAUCCAACUGAAGGCCCUGCUGGAUCCGCCGAUCCACGAGCUCUUUCAGAGAAAACUCCGGGACCGGACUCUGAUGCAAGAUCCGAAUUUUAAGUGGUGCAUGCAGUGCUCGAGCGGAUUCUACGCCGAUCCCGACCAAAAACGCUUGAUCUGUCCCGACUGUCGAUCCGUCACUUGUGCCUUCUGUCGAAGACCGUGGGAGAAACAGCACGAGGGAAUAUCGUGCGAGAAAUUCGCCGAAUGGAAGGACGAGAACGAUCCCGACAAUCAAGCCGCAGGUUUGGCCAAACACCUAGCCGAUAAUGGCAUCGACUGUCCCAAGUGCAAGUUCCGUUAUUCUCUAUCUCGAGGAGGUUGCAUGCAUUUCACGUGCAGCCAGUGUAAAUAUGAGUUUUGCUGCGGUUGCGGCAAGGCCUUCAUGAUGGGGGCGAAAUGCCCGGUUAGCCCUUAUUGCGCCAAACUGGGUCUGCACGCCCAUCAUCCGCGCAAUUGCCUCUUCUACCUACGCGACAAGGAACCCGCACAGCUGCAGCAACUGCUGCAGGAGAACGGCGUAGAUUACGACACCAACGGCCCGGCCGGGGAGCGCAAGUGUAAAGUGCAACUGCAGAAGGAGACGCCAACUGGGCUCGUGGACGCAGUGUGCAAUUCCGACGUCGUCGAGGGCCACGCCGGUCUCUGCAGGCAGCACUACAUUGAGUACUUGGCGGGCCUGGUACUCAAGAGCAGGCUGGACCCGGUGAUGAUCUUUGACUUGAACGACGCCAAGCAAGAGUUGCGCCGACGGGGAAAAGUUCCCCCUGCGAAGGACCAGGAAAUGUCCGAGCGAGAUUAUCUCGAGGCGUGCAUCCAGGUCGUAAAGCGAGAGAUUCCACUGGAAUGAUUGCGGCAGAGUGAUCUCGAAAAGACGCGCACUAAAUAAUGAAAAAGCCACGAAUAAUUGGGCGUAUUGUAUAGUUUACUUAUCUCACUUGUGUGGACCAUGAGUAAAAAUAUAAUACAUAGAACUAGAGAAAGAGAGAAAAAGAAGUAAUAUGACGCGCGAACAUCGCUCCGUAUAUAAUGCCAAAGAUCUAUUUAUUUUCUCGACUCUACGUAAUAACGCCAUUUCUACGAUCUGACUCGUAACGUUCUAUUGUCGCGAUGCAAAUAUCACGAAGAGAAGUAGUACAAUCGAAGACGCGGAGUAAACGAAUGUCCCUUUAAUGAUGGGUAGAAGAAUUAUCUGUGGGUACUCUUGCAAUUAAUGUUUGAAGAUGUGUACGUAUUUCUGCUUUAUAUAACUGUUUUCCAAGAAAUAGAUGGUAAUUAAGAAAA